CUGUCCUGAACCUUGACGUCAGACAGAAUUCCGGACUUGUACUCCAAAGCACGGCGCUGGCUGUCAUUUGCGCUGCACCGCUUUGAAAUAAUCUGAACUCGUGGAAUACAUUAUAAUUUUUUCGAGUGUCUCAUUCGCGGUUCAAUGAAGUUCCUAUUGGAAUCUCGUAAUGAAGUGGCUUCUGCCGUGGAUGUUAAUAGUAGCCAGCACCCAUCAGGUUCUUUCCCAAAAUCCCACCGCCUUGACCACCACGGCGGAGCUUUAUAACAGGACCGUAUACUGCAAAUGGCCCUGCAAGUGUGCCAAGAGCGUCCCCGUGUGUCCGCCCGGUGUCAGUGUGCUGAUGGAUGGCUGUGACUGCUGCAAGGUAUGUUCCAGACAGGUGGGCGAGACCUGCAACGAAGCGGAUAUCUGUGACUACCAUAAGGGACUGUACUGUGACUACAGCGCGGACAAGCCUAGGUACGAAAAAGGAGUGUGUGCCUACAUGGUAGGCACCGGCUGUGAGUACGACGGCACCAUCUACCGUAAUGGUCAGAGCUUCCAGCCCAGCUGUAAGUAUCGCUGUCUCUGUGUGAACGGGGCCAUCGGCUGCGUGCCACUCUGCUUGGACUCCCAGCCGCCCCGCGUGUGGUGCCAGACGCCGAGGCGGGUCAAACUGCCGGGCCGCUGCUGUGAGCAGUGGAUCUGUGACGAGCCCAGAAAGACCCGAAAGGCGGCGCCCAGGCAUGCAGAGAUUGUGCGGGCUAGCCAUAAUGAGAUCUGGCACAAGAACUGCAUUACCCAGACCACCUCCUGGAGCCCUUGUUCCAAGACUUGUGGGCGUGGCCUGUCCCUGAGGAUCUCCAACGCCAAUGACCAGUGUGAGAUGGUGAAGGAAUCCCGCCUCUGCAACAUCCGGCCCUGUGAGGUUGACAUCACCAAGCACAUCAAGCCAGGGAAGAAGUGCCUGAACAUUUACAGGGAGGGUCAUCGUCAGAACCUCACCAUAUCUGGCUGCACCAGCAAGAAGUCCUACUGGCCUAAAUACUGCGGUGUCUGUGAAGCCCAGGACCAACGCUGCUGCAUUCCGUACAAGUCCAAGACGAUCGAGGUGGAGUUUGAGUGUCCCAGCGGGGCCUCGUUCACCUGGCAGGUGAUGUGGAUCAACGCCUGCUUCUGUAACCUGAGCUGCCGUAACCCCAACGACAUCUUUGCUGACCUGGAGCAAUACUACGAGAACAACGAGGUGAUCAACUGAGCGCCGAGUGGCCGUGCCCGAGUCAGAGCGACCCGCGUGCGGUCUGUCACGAUGCCAUACCAAGUGGAACCUUUUGAACAAGUUAGACCUGAACAACUGAAUCGGCGACAAGCUGUUUCCUCUUCUGUCUGUUUUAUGUUGUAACUGCCUUUAUAUUGUUUUGUUUAUAUGAAGAGCUUCUAUAUGAAGAGCUUCUAUAUGAAGAGCUUCUACAUGAAGAGCUUCUACAUGAGGUGCUUCUACAUGAAGAGCUUGUUGACGAUUUGUUGGCCUUAGUUGUCAAAGUACGGGUCUGGAGUGAAGGUAUGCACAUCCCUGAAACUAGGAUUGAAGAGCCCUCAGAGUUUGGAAAACAACCGCAUACACACAAGUAUACAGUAGAUGUGGUUGUUUUCCAACUGUUUUUUCAUUUAUAAGCUUGAAAGCAUAUUUUUCAUAUUGGAAAAAAAAACAAAAAUAUUUUGCUGAUUACAGUGCAAUGAUUACGUUUUUGUCCCCUUUAGGAUUUCUUGUUUUGUUUGUCAUUUUUUCUUAGCUCUUAAACCAAAAAACUAAAUAUUACAAGUUACUUGAGAGAACAAAUAAUAGAAGAUUUGAACAGGUAUUCUUUUUUCGUGAACAAAGUUAGCAACACCCAAUUCCCCUUGUGAAACCGUGAUUACUCCUUUAUGCUGAAUAACUGGUUAAGGGUGAUGACUGCAUUCUAGCACUUUACUGCAGAGGAAUUUUGGCCCACACUUCAAUGCAGAAGUAAUUUAACACUACACUGUGGACAUUGAUUUGCCUAGUCCAAAACAUUAAUGUAAUACAUUUUCAGCCAUUCUGAUGUACAGAGGAAUUACUUGUCUCUUGCUGCAUGAGCCAGGUGCACUUCAGAUUCAGCUUAUGGAUGGAUCACCUGAAAUUCUCAUGAUUGAUUAUGCCGAACAUUCAAUAAUGGACAUUUUCCAGCUCCUUAUUCAAUAAAACCAGUUCUUUUGUAGGAGGGGAACAUUUUGUUUUUCACUGGGUGUUUAUAACUUUGUUCAUUAAAAUAAAUAUUAUUUGUUCACCAUUUGUUUACUUUAAUUGUGUUUUCUUUAAAGAUUUGUAAAAAUUCUUUGGAAUUUUUUUGUUGUUGAAAGAAUUAGAAAGGGGUCAAAUACUUAUUCCCAGCUCUAUAUGUGUGAUGACAUUGUAGUUGGAUACAAUGUUAAAAUGUAAUUAUGUAUCAUAUGCUGGCAUAUUGGGGCAUUAACCACUCGAGUGGUCAAGCGAUUUAAUACUCCUGCUUUUUUAUUUCAACAUUGUACUUACCAUGGUAUUCAAGGUGUUUGGUAAAAAAUGUAUUUUUUGGGAUUCAUUGGAAAUGUUAUGUCAGAAAAGACUCUCUCCAUGCACGUUUUCUCAGCAUUUGUAUUGUCAAUUUGUUUAUGUAGUAAAUAUUUUG
Esox lucius (northern pike) is the source of this 2669-nucleotide messenger RNA. It is a transcript of the gene ccn4b, whose product is annotated as cellular communication network factor 4b. Gene Ontology annotation, biological process: cell adhesion; signal transduction. Lineage: Eukaryota; Metazoa; Chordata; Actinopteri; Esociformes; Esocidae. Gene Ontology annotation, molecular function: integrin binding; heparin binding. The record is from RefSeq and is a predicted model, not a curated record. The transcript has 5 exons. Gene Ontology annotation, cellular component: extracellular matrix; extracellular region. The coding region runs from base 170 to 1240 and encodes 356 amino acids.